AUGUCGGCUCCGGCUCCUGGCCAGGGCGGCGCCGCUGUUCCCUCCUCGCGCGACUCGACGGGGUUCGAGGUGCCGUACGAGCUCUGCACGUCCGCCAUCGCAGGCAUCGGCGUCUUCGCCACCACGCCGCUCGCGCGUGGCACGCUCCUCUGGCGUGCCGACUCACGGAGCCAGGUCGUGCACACCGAGGCGACGCUGCGGGAGAGGCUGGCGAGCCUGUCGUCAACCGAGGCGAUCGAGUUGCUCGAGCACGUCUACUGCUGGGAGGGCGAGGCGCGCGGCGCGCACAUGCCCUCUCUUGUGCUCGAGGUGGUUGGCGACGGCAAGUACUGGAACCACUCGCGCACGCGGCAAAACACGGGCAGCGGCGGCAACCACCCCGACGGCGAUGGCGAGGGGCGUGGGGAUGGCGUGUCGUCGUACGCGCUGAGGGACAUCGAGGCCGGCGAGGAGCUGCUCGAUGACUACGCCUUGUACCCCACCAUCCCAUGGUUCGAGGCACUGUGCGAGGCGCACGGCGCGCAGUCGUGCACGAGCGUGGGCAAGCGCUUCAUAGCCUUCGUGAGCGUACGGCACCCAAAAACGAAGAGCUACAUACACUAA
This is a messenger RNA of Emiliania huxleyi CCMP1516, 603 nucleotides long. RefSeq lists its product as hypothetical. Bases 1 to 603 code for a protein of 200 amino acids. The record is from RefSeq and is a predicted model, not a curated record. Gene Ontology annotation, molecular function: protein binding. Lineage: Eukaryota; Haptophyta; Isochrysidales; Noelaerhabdaceae. The transcript has 5 exons.